UGAGCCUGGGGAGGGUGGGCACGGCUGGGCAGGGCUGGGCAGGACCAGACCCUGCAGCAGAGACCGGGGAAGGGCAGACAGGCAGACGGACAGACAGCGCCCGAGGCAGAGACAGCCCUGCGGAAGUGACGGACGGGGUCCCGGCUUCUCAUUCCUUUCUCUCCGCGCGCUCCGGAGCCAUGCAGUCUCCCAAACAAAGCCUGGUUUGCAACUUAAACCACGUUCACUUGCAGCACGUCUCCUUGGGGCUGCAGCUCUCCAAGCGGCCGGAACUUCAGGAAGAUGCCAACACCUUGGCGCCCUCCAGGGAACAUGCGGUCUGCCACGAAUGCGAGGAACAUGGCGGUCACCUGGUGCCAAACCUGGUGGACGCCAACUCCAACAACCCCUCCUUGACUUGCCGGUGUUGUGAGGCUCACCCAGUCUCGUCUGAGGUCAAGCGGGGCCUCCGGACGCCAUCUUCCUUGACCAACUGCCCAACUGUGAACCAUGAAGAAGAAGAAGAAGAGGUUGAGGAAGGAGAAGAGGAGGAUGAGGAGGAAGCAUCUCCUUCAGAUCCCACUUCUUCGUCCAUCAGCAGCUGCUCAGACCUCAGCCUGGACGAGUCUCCCGUCUCGGUGUAUUGCAAGCCGUUCCCUGCUGAACAGGCCCGAAGUCCAGAAAGCCAACCCAAUAUCGUCCCCUUGGAGGACACGCAGAAUGUUCUGGUCCACCCCCAAGAGAGAGGUCCAAACCUUAAUGCCCCCCUGGGUGAGCAUCCCGAGGCCCAUAUCUGGGACAGCCCAGAUAGUCUGUACAGCAGCAGCUCCCCAGAUUCUCCAUCUGACCACUCUCCUCCUUGUCCGGAAAGCCUAGUUAGGUCAUCCCAUGUUGGGUCCACCAAAGUUCCUCCUCUCGUUCCACCCCCUGUCCGCCCUUGCAGGGCACCUCCCGCGGUGCCGGUGGUCCCCCCGCGUGGCCCGGAGGUGGAUUCCAACUGCAAUGCUCUCCCAGCCCGUGAGGUCAAGCCCAACCCCAUCUCCUUGGGGCAAGUGGACAUCAACUCGAACCGGGCCACCGGACCAGUGGGCUCUCGUUUUGGAGGCGUGCCUCCUCCGAUUCCUCCUCGGACCAAGAGGGCUCUUCAGGGCUUGAAAAGAAGUGAAGGGGGAAAGCCAUCUCCUGAGCUGGUCCGUCCUGCACCAGUUGAGUCCUCGUUGCACCACCCCAGUGAACCCCAAGGAGAAACGCCUAAGAAGACCAUCACCUCCUUUCACGAGUUGGCUCAGAAGAGGAAGAAGGCAACCGUGGCGCCUCCACUUCUCCAGACCAAGAAGGACCAAAGCGAUUGGCUGAUUGUCUUCUCCCCGGAGACGGAGAUGCCCCCGUCUCAUCAACUCUCCUGGGCAACCAGGCAGGAAACCGCCAAGCCCCCCACUUCCUCCGGGGAGCCUUCACCUCCUAGCCUCCAACGCGGGGUCAUCACGUUCAAGGACCUCCGCUAUCGGAAGCAGAACAGCCAACUGGCCACCAAGGUGGGCAACCCAGGCCCCCAGCGGGAGAGUCCCGCUCAAGGGGUUCCCGACGGUCACUCCGGGCAAGAGUGGAACGACUCAGAGGCCGCAGCCCAUGGACAUUUGUGGGGCGCCAAGGAAAUCCCAGCCCGGAUGAAGAGGUCUCGGCUGGCUCUUCAGCCGAUUGUGGAAAGAGGCUGUGAGGAGGGAGAAGACGCAGCGGUCAAGCCGAACCCUCUCGGGAGACCCUUGGAGACGGAAGCCCAGGCGAGAUGGGGUCCUGACGCCUGCAGGAAGGCCGAGACGGGUGACACGCGGGUCCCUACGGCUCACCAGGUCCCCUCUCGGCCUCGGGGUCUCCUCGUCCCUUUGCCCCCGGCAAGGGGGAAGGCUGCUGGACCCGCUUCUCCACUUCCCCACCCUCACCGUUUGGAGCAAGUGGCCGAGUUGCCCUCUGACCCUUCGGCAGGGGCCUUUUGUCCAAGGCUGAAGACCUUGUCCUGCGAAGACGUUUGCCUCUUGGCGACCGCGCAGGGACCUAUUUUCGAGGCGGUGUCUCCGGAUCUCCCCAUCCGUCUCUCGCCCAUCGGGGCGUACUCCCCCCCAGCUCGGAGCCUGCUCCCCUUCCUCAACAGUCCUGAUCUGGCCGUGCUGUUCUCUCCUUUCUUCCCCUCAAGCAAAUCCUUCCCCAUCUUAGCUUUCCCCACCCACCAGGUGUCCGAGCUGUCACUUGGAGCCCGGGACCCCCUUGGAAAGCAGGGUGGAAAGGGUCCCUGGGGGAGAGUCUCUCAGGACACUAUGAGAGCCGAGGAGUCGGGAGCCCCUCGCCAACUUCGACAUUCUCAGUCCUUUGCUGGAGUCUCACUCCAAAGAUGCCCAGCGAGGACAGGAGACGCAGUCUCUACACAGCUUCGACAACAGAAAAAAGCACUGCUGGUGGCCGUCAGUGCUUCCGUGGACAAAAUCGUGGCUCACUUCAGCACCGCCCGGAACCUCGUUCAAAAGGCCCAGCUGGGUGACAGCCAGCUCACCCCCGAAGUGGGGCAUUUGAUCCUCCACACGCUCUGCCCCGCCUUGCACGCCCUGGUGGGCGACGGCCUGAAGCCAUUUCAGAAGGAUGUCAUCACAGGAUACCGGCCCAGCUCUCCAUGGAGUGUCGUCGAAGCUUCGGCCAGGCCGGGUGCCCACACCAGAACCUUCACCGCGUUGUACUGGCGUGUGUCACGGCUGGCCCCGCUUCGGAGUCACCACCAAUGUUUCCACGCUUUUAUCCUGGGUCUUCUGAACUUGAAGCAAGUGGAGGAAUGGUUCACACAGCUGCAAAGAAACUCAGAGCUGGUCUCCUCCCUGUAUUUGCCCACUGCCUUCCUGCUUCUAAGCCAGAGGAUCUGCCCCCGUUGGGCCGAAGAGCUCCUUCUCCUGCUGCAACCACUUUCGGUCCUCACCUUCCAACUGGACCUGCUCUUUGAGCAUCGCCACCUGCCCAUCAGCGUCCGGCCGAUGCCCCAGCCAAGCACCCCGUCUCCCGAACCCGGAGCCGGUCGGUGGGAGAGCCCCGGUUUGACCCCGCUGGAUUUAUCCGAGCCCCCGAUUCCUUUUGCCACUUUGGAAGAUGCUUUCUUGGCUCCCUCCAGCCCCUUUCAGGAAUGGCUCCUGCCCCAGAGACUUCUGGGCUGGAAGGAGCGGCUGGCAAGCACCCUCCGUGGCAACGGGAGCCCGGCCUGGGCCCAGCCCGGGCAGGAGGAGAGCCCAGCCCAGCCGCCGAGCAGGUGGACCAAGCUGUGGGUGGCCAUUAAGGAGAGCCGGACGGCAGCCGGAGAGAGCGGUGCCAGUGCCGAAGAAUGCCCCAAACUUGGCAAAAACGACUCCCAGGUAGAAAAACGGUCGUCCGUCUGCAAGGAAGACGCCCCGGCGGCAAGGAGCCCCUCCCAGCCGGGAAUGGAUCCCCCUGAGGCAGGAGAAGUCUAUCUGGAAGGAACCGAGGAGAAACCGGAGGCUGGAAACGGGAACGAAAGACGGCUGGACUGGCUGUUUGGAGCGAAUUCUCCCGGGGCUGUGAACGAGACGGAUCCGAAUCUACUUCGGUCCAGCAGGCGCCCUUCGAGAUGGCUGUGUUCUGCCAUUAACACGCUGGCCUUCGCGAAGAAGGGGGGGCCGACCCAGAAGACCUGGCAAAAGGCAGAGGGGGCACAGAAUCCCCCAGACCCAGUACAGACCUACACAGCUGUGCGGGCCCUCUGUGACCACGCAGGUGAGGCUGCUGGACACCUGGCCUUUUGCAAAGGGGAGAUCCUGCAAGUGAUGGAGACGGUGGAUGAAAACUGGCUGAAGUGCCUCUCCGGAGGCCGGCAAGGCCUCGUCCACGUGGGCUACACUUCCCUGAUCAUCUGACGGGGGAGGUCCAGGCCAGGAAGAAGGUGAUCCAAAGGAAGGAGAAUCCAGCCGACCCUCCAAACUGUUUAAAACAACAACAACAAAUUACAAAGCAGCUAAGCUUCCCGGUACAGCCAAAGCAUCACCAAAGGUUAUUUGCAAUGACUGACAUGGAAGAUUUACACUCUUUUGAAAUUCUUCGCUCUGCUUUUUCAAACCUGGUGACCUGGAACUGGCCCAUCCUCCCCGUCAGAAGCUGGCCAGGGAUGAUGGGCUACCCCAGGACCUGGAGUAUUUGGGGGGGGGGGAGCUGGACCAGUUUCCACUUUUUCCCCGCCUGGAAUUUCUGAUUUUUAUCUAUUUUAUUUAUCGCCCCCUCGUCUGCUGCACAGCCCCAGAAGAGCGUUUCCUGCAAUGUGUAUAUUGCAUAUACCUGUGUACAUAUAGAGAAAUUGAUAUAUACAUAUAGAUAUAUAGAUAUAAUAUACAUAUAUAUAUAUAGUUUAAUCUUUUUCGGUAGGCUCAGUUUGACCCCUUCUGCUUCUAAAGCCGGAGGGAAUGUCCUUUCAAAUUUAUUGAUCAGAAUUUUGGCUUCCAAUGGAUACUUCUCAUCCAGGCUAUUGAUUUUUUUUUUUUUUUUUAAAUGACGAAACAGAAAAGAAUACAGACUUGCAACCGUUAAUUGAGCGACUGUUUGAAGUUACAACGACACCGCAAAAGUGGCUUAUGACCGUUUUUCACAUGUACGGUACAACCACUGUAGCAUUCCCCCCGAGUCAUGUGAAUCAAAAUUCAGACUGCUUGGCAAGCGAUUCGUAUUUAUGACGGUCGCAGCGUCUCCGGGGGGGGAUGUCACGUGAUCCCCCUUUGUGACCGUCUGCCAAGCAAAGUCAACGAGGAAGCGGAGGGCUGUCGGUAUUGCUAGGGUUAACUGGAAGAGAAGUAUCUAAGGAGCCUAAUUUUUUAAAUUAUUAUUAUUAUUAUUUUUUGGCCACUGCACGCUCUUCCCAAACGAUCUUGUCCGUUCGUCCCAUCCGGAAUCAGCCCUCUUUCUGCUUUCUAGAAGAUGACCUGUACAUUGGAGAGGGAAAUAAAAAUAUCGUUCAGACAAUAUUGGUGAGCCAAUUUAACCAGCAGUUGUGUUAUCUGGAUUGCUUCUGGUCCGAAGGCCUGCCUAAAGAAAGAUGGACGGGGAGGAACAAGCUAGGAUGUUGCAUACUGCCCUCUGUUGCCCUCUGUUGCUAGGAAUCAGCUGUGGCCUGCUGGAGAAUUUUGCUUUUAAUUUGCUUUUUCCUCUCUUUGCAAUGUUUGAGAAAUGAAUCUGAAUUCGGAUUGUAUGACCUCACGAGAUGUAUCUUUGGCUCCCUCUGAUGGUAAGGGGUGAAAAUAACACCUUUUUAAAAGCUUUGCCUCUCAAUUUUGAUUACUUGGAAGAUGGGAGACUUCAACUCCCAGAUUCCCCCAGCCAGCCUGCUUUAAGAGGGGUGGACUUCAACUCCUAGAAUCCCCCAGGUAGCAUACUUUACAACUGUCCCCAACUUAUGACCCAGUGUGGACUUAAGGUCGACUACCUGUAGUUUAGUUCAGUCUUUCCACCUUAGCAACUGUAAGAUGUGUAGACUCCAUCUCCCAGAAUUCCCCAGCGGUCCAGUUCAACCCCAGAUCCACAGCUCAAUCAGGAGCUUUUAAGUUUUAGGAUGAAAUAAAAUAAAUUACAGCUUCAUCUUUGAAGGCUGAACUGCGAGAGGCUUGAUAAAACUCUCUGAAAGCUAGCACGUCAGGACGGAAUACGUCUCUUCCUGCAAUGCUAGCUUUCUAUCUCUUGAGGUUUUAAAAAACACACGUUAAAAUAGGAACAUUUGCAUUCUUUAUCCUCCCUGUUAUCCUCCUUUCUACCACCUUCUGUGAAACGCAGCAUCAAGAAAAGGAGUUUAUUGUUAUGCAUUUCCCCAAUUUUGUGGAAGGAACGUUGAAUUAACACGCUUAUUUUCGUCUCCCGGAUAGGAUUCGCACGCCAGGUUGAAUUUUUCUGCCCUAAUUUUUACACUUAGGGGUGGGGUUAUACGGGGUCUAAAUGAACCGUACAUGUAUUUCUUGGAAAAUUUUUCAAAAGUGGAAAAAAUAGGAACGACACCGCUGAUGGCAAUGCUUUUGCAAGGAGUUGCAAUCGGCUUGUCCUAAUGCAAAGUUGGGGCCGUUAAGAUGUCAUAAUGAGUUGUAAGAACGGCUCCUUUUAAGCUAGAAAUUUAGCCUCUAAGGGGUGGAGUUUUUUUAAAAAAUUGGGCAGGGCUGAGUUACUCCUCGCUUAGCGUGGAAAUCCUGGUCCCGAUUGUGGACGUAGACCGAGGACUCCCUGCAUGUAAGUGCGAAGAGAGGACAGAGGCUACGGCCAUGGAUUUACAAUCGGCCUCCUUGCCAAAAUGCAAAGGAUGCGAGCAGCACGACGGAGAAACUUUGGCUUAAAUUCACCCAGUAAAAGGAACAGUUUUCCAUGGAUUAACAGCUCUGUGUGCUAUGUAUAUGUGUAUGUACACUUGGAGAGCAAGCAACUAAAUUUCAUUUUUAAUGUGUGCCAUUGUGCCCACAGUAAAAAAAUGACAAUAAAGGUUACCUAUUAUCUAUCUAUCCAUCAUCUAUAUUUAUCAAUCAUCUAUUAUCUACCUACUUACCUACCUCUAUCAUCUAGCCAUCUCUUUGUCUACCUAUCCAUCUCUAUGUCUACAUCAAUCUCUUACCUAACCAUCUGUAUCUAUAUCUACCUAUUAUCUAUCUACCUACCUACCUAUACCUACCAACCUAUCCAUCUCUAUAUCUAUCCAUCCAUCCAUCCAUCCAUCCAUCCAUCAUCAAAAUUCAGACGCUUGGCAACUGACUCAUAUUUACGACGGUCGCAGCAUCCCGGAGUCACGCGAUGUCCUUUCUCGACCUUCCGACCAGCAAAGUCAACGGGGGGCAGCCCGACUUGUUUAAUGAGCGUGUGGCUAACUUCACAACUGCAGGGAUUGACUGUGACAACGGUGGCAAGCGAAGUCGUAAAACGGGGCAAAACUCACUUAGCAACGCUCAACUGCGGUCGUCAAGUCGAGGACUACCUGUAAUUUAGCUCGUUCGGUUUUAACGAAGCCUCCCCAAAGGGAGGUCAAAUGGCAGCUAAAACUGGGAGGAAACGGAGAAUUAGCGAACGCUGAAAAACAAAUACAAAAUGAAAACACCUUGAAACCGUAAAUAGGAAACAUGUUUUUUUUUUUUUCCAUUUAAUACUAGAAUCUCUCAAUAUCUGAGAUGCAGGCUUUUUUUUUUAUGCAAUUACAUCCAAUGUUAAAAUUGGUAAUACAUAAUUUACAAAGAUUAACAUCAAAACAAUGGUCUAUUUAGAUAUGCUUUUGUAAAAAGGAAAUAUAUUAGCAGCAAUUCUUCUCAGCAACCACACGGCCUGUCCCAUGCAGACUAAAAAGAGUUUUGUUAUUCUCCACUUUGCCACAAAUGUAGUGCUUUUUUCUUUUUUUCUUUCAUUUUUUUUUAAUUUUAACCUGGGCUUCUAUCAGCAAUCAGGGUGUGAAACCACGGUCUGUCUCCUUUUAAUAUUCAUACAAAAUAACCUUCCUUCCCCUCUUCCCACCCCACUGUUUUAUUUUAUUUUUUUCGUCGUAAAAAGUCAGCAAUUCUCUACAACCGGUUUGAAGAAAAACAAAGCAAAAAAAAAUCGUUUUUUUGAUUAAAAAUAAAGAAAGGGGGAAAGGAUGGGGGGGAGAAAAAAAGAGGGGGGAAAAGCCAACACAAAUUCUUCGCACUUCUCUAGAAUUUGAUUGUCUAAAAAUCAUCGCCUUUUUUUAUUUAUCUAUUUAUUUUACUUACUCUUUCAACAAAAGAAAGAUUUCUUUUUUUUUCACAAAAAAAUGGCAAAGUUUUUAAGUAUCUCGCAUAUCACGUCUGAGCACUCUUUAUUUUUUUAUUAUUUUUUUUAAAAUCAACAUUAUUAUUAUUCUCUUCUCUCCAUCAUCGGCAACAUCAAACAUUAUUAUUAUUUUCUCUUUUAAAAAAGGACUUUUUUAAACCUCUUUUUUCUUUAGUGUUUGACACCAUUUCGAGACAAAUCCCCCCCCGUCAGCUCCCAUUUUCGAACUCGUCGGCACAACUCCAAAACAAAUUAUUUUUUUUCCCCUUAAUUUUUUUAAAACAUGCGAUUUUUGUGGUUUGUCCCGCCCGCCCGCACGACACAACGUUGAGUAUUACAUACUCUGGAGUUCUGCUAUACAAUCGCUUCUCUACAGUAAGAAAAUAUUCUGAACAGUUCUCCUCUUUUGCCUUUUUUUGCUUUUUUUUUUUAAUAAAAUAUUUUCUUUUUUCUUUUUCCUCAAAGGGCUGUCGUUAUUUUUCCUCCUGUUUAAUCCCUCCUGAUCCCGGGGGGGGGGGAACCCCUCUCUCUUUCCCCCCACCAAACCCCCCCUUUUUUAAACCGUUGAAAUCCUCAGGUUUAAUAAAUGGAAUGGCGCCGUGGGUUUUCGUUUGGUUUGUUUGUUUGUUUUUUCCUCCGUUGUCGUUUCAAAACUAAGAUCAAAACAAGAAUUAUAUAGUCAAACGAGAAAAUGUACAGUGGUUGGACCAUGGUCCUUCCAGAAGAAAACAUGGAGAGAGAGAGAGAGAGAGAGAAAGAGAGGGAGGAAGAAAGAGAGAGAGUUACCAUAUUGCUUUACAAUCACACGAGAGAGAAGGGAAAAAAAAAA
Crotalus tigris (Tiger rattlesnake) is the source of this 8590-nucleotide messenger RNA. It is a transcript of the gene RUSC1, whose product is annotated as RUN and SH3 domain containing 1. Gene Ontology annotation, cellular component: cytoplasmic vesicle. The transcript has 11 exons. NCBI's taxonomy places the organism in Eukaryota, Metazoa, Chordata, Lepidosauria, Squamata, Viperidae. Bases 180 to 3884 code for a protein of 1234 amino acids. The record is from RefSeq and is a predicted model, not a curated record. Gene Ontology annotation, molecular function: protein binding.